GUGAAGCAAAAACGCAAUGUUGUUACUGUGAAUUUUCGUUUUUCUUGAAUAAACUUGAUAUUUUUGUUUUGUUGACGUACAUGGCCAGUACCGAAAGUCAAGAAUUGAAUCUAUAAAAAGUGUGAAAUCGGAAUGAUGAUUGAACAUGAAAAUUCCUACUUUACUUUGGAUUCUUUCCUUUUCCAGUAUACUUCCUUAUCCAGUUUAUUCUUCCAGAUUUUCAUGUAGUAUAGAUAAAAAUGUGAACCUCAAAUCAAAUUCUUUACUUGACAAAAUUCAUGAUAAUUAUAGUAUUUUUCUACAAACUCCUGGAGGAUACAGUAAGAAAUAUGGUACUUUUAGUGAUGAUAUGCGAUUGAAAAUGAAGGAUGAAGCACGUAAAAUGUUUCAAUUUGGUUACGAUAAUUAUUUGAAAUAUGCAUUUCCUAAAGAUGAAUUAAAUCCAAUUCUUUGUUGUGGGAGAGGACCAGAUUACGAUAAUCCGUCCAAUAUAAAUAUCAAUGAUGUCUUAGGUGACUAUUCAUUAACUCUUAUUGACGCAUUAGACACACUUGCUAUUAUGGGCAACUCAAGUGAAUUCAAACGAGCCGUUUCCUUAAUAAUUGACAAUGUAUCUUUUGAUACUGAUAAUACUGUCCAAGUGUUUGAAGCUAAUAUUAGGAUUCUUGGUUCACUUCUAUCUGGCCAUCUUUUAAUUAAUGCUACCAAUCAACCAUUUGGAAAUCUAAAACCAGUAGGAUAUAAUAAUGAAUUACUGCAUUUAGCUCAUGAGUUAGCUAGUCGUUUAUUGCCUGCAUUUGAAAACACUUCCACUGGACUUCCAUAUCCUAGAGUAAAUCUCCGUCAUGGUGUUCCUCCUGAUGUAUCUACUCACACAUGUACUGCUGGUGCUGGAUCUUUAUUGCUGGAGUUUGGAAUGCUUAGCAGAUUGAUUGGUGAUCCUGUCUAUGAAGGUGUAGCAAGGCGAGCUGUAAAAGCUCUUUGGAAGUUGAGAUCAAAGAAUACAGGACUAUUAGGAAAUGUUAUUGAUGUUCAGUCAGGUGAAUGGGUUGGACAAAUGAGUGGUGUUGGAGCAGGUUUAGAUUCCUUUUAUGAAUAUUUGCUCAAAUCAUAUAUUUUGUUUGGAGAUAAAGGAGACUACUUGAUGUUCAAUGAAACAUACCAUACUAUAAAGAGAUAUAUGAGAAAAGGGAGAGCUCAUUGUAAUCAUGGCUAUGGAGAGCAUCCAUUAUAUGUCAAUGUCAAUAUGAUAGAUGGUAGUACAUUAACUUUAUGGAUAGACUCUUUACAAGCUGCCUUUGCUGGUGUUCAGGUUUUGACAGGUGAUAUUGAAGAAGCUAUUUGUGCUCAUGCUUUGUAUUAUUCUAUUUGGAGACGAUUUGGUGCUCUUCCAGAACGUUUUAAUUGGCAAAGAGUUAGUCCAGAUUUAGCAUUUUAUCCAUUGCGGCCAGAACUUAUUGAAUCAACCUAUUUACUUUAUCAAGCAACAAAAAAUCCUUUUUACCUUCAUGUUGGUCAAGAAAUUAUUGAAAGUUUGAACAAAUACUCUAAAGCAAAAUGUGGAUAUGCCACUAUUCACAAUGUACAAGACAAAACAUUAGAAGAUAGAAUGGAGAGCUUUUUCCUAAGUGAAACAUGCAAAUAUUUAUAUUUACUCUUUGAUGUUGAUAAUCCAUUAAAUAAAAUGGCUAGCCAUUACGUCUUCACAACUGAAGGACACAUUUUCCCACUCCUCAAACAAUCACAACUAAAACUUUGGAAUUUUGGUGAAGAUGCAAAUGGGACAGAGCUUAAAAUCUCUGUUUCCGAUACCAGACAUAAUGUUUCUAAUAAGACACAUUCAAAUUGUGAAAGAAUACCUGAUGAACGACAAUACCUGUUGCCUUUGAAACCAAAAUACAUGCUUCAAAUCAGUCAAGCCUUGGGAUUAGAGAGCUAAGAAAUUAUUUUUUAAAGAAAUUUUAUUCUUGUAUAGAUAUAAUUUAAAGCUGUUUAUAGUUGAUGUAAAGCAGAGAUAACUAUGUUUUUUGUACAGAAUUCUAUUUAUAUAUCACUUGUUAUUUUGCAUCAAUCAAUCUAUUUUUAAUGGUAUUUUUAUUUUUGUAAUUGUAUAAAAGGUAUUUUCUUAAGUUCAUUUCAAUAAAAUAGUACUCAAUUGCA
Argiope bruennichi is the source of this 2160-nucleotide messenger RNA. RefSeq names its product ER degradation-enhancing alpha-mannosidase-like protein 1. Bases 146 to 1939 code for a protein of 597 amino acids. Gene Ontology annotation, molecular function: calcium ion binding; mannosyl-oligosaccharide 1,2-alpha-mannosidase activity. The transcript is spliced from 13 exons. The record is from RefSeq and is a predicted model, not a curated record. Gene Ontology annotation, cellular component: membrane; endoplasmic reticulum. Gene Ontology annotation, biological process: endoplasmic reticulum mannose trimming; mannose trimming involved in glycoprotein ERAD pathway; carbohydrate metabolic process. NCBI's taxonomy places the organism in Eukaryota, Metazoa, Arthropoda, Arachnida, Araneae, Araneidae.